CGGACACAAGCUGAAUUGCCAGGCGAUCGUUACAACAGAGGGAAAACUGACGAAGGCAGACUGAACAUGGCACUUACUUAAAAAGCAUGCUGUCUCCAGUAUCAUUGUAUGGUAUAUUUACAGGCUGACGAGACACUUGACUAGAACUAUACUGAAGCCGAAAUAUAUAUUUCGCAGUUUAUAAAAAGCAAAAUGGAAGUGAAAAGUGCCGGAGUUUCGGAGCCAUAUCGCAGCAUUGUUGAUCACGGAAUUGACGUGCCAAUGACGAAACUACCCAUGAUUCCCUGUUCUAAAUACCUCGUCAUUGGCAACCCGAAGAUGCGAGUUGCACGCAAGCGCAGCAGACGACAACAGGUUGUGUGGAAGGUUCCUCGAACGCACGCACGAAGCAGGCGUAAACGGAUUGUAUUUCGUUCGAUGAAUGGGUCUGAUAGUAAUGAGUUUGACAGGGAUACUCUCUACUCCGACCGCCGAUACGACGACGAAGAUAUGAAAAUCAUGCCACCGAUUAUCCACGAGGACGCUAAGCCAAAGAAUGUGGAAAUUUUACAAGAGAAAAAAUUAAUCGAGAUCUGUAACCGGGAAAAGACACGGACUGACACGAUGGGUCGAAAACUGCCUUUACCGCGGAAGACGAGUAAGCGGGAAAAAACUCGAGUGUCGUUCAAACUGCCUCCGAUCGAGGAAAAACAAAUAGAAGUCGAAGAAAAUGAGGUUACUAGUAAUAAAACUGUCCAAGAAGCUGAUGGCAACGGUAGUGGUAACGAGAAACACCGACACAAAUCCACGUGCCAGAGCCCCGACCACAAGAAGAUAUGCAAAGGCUCCCCCGUGUGCGAAGGGGAGGCCAGGGAAUUCUGCGAUGUACUGGGACAUAAAUACUGUUCUUGCUGCCUUGCCUAUCACAAUCGUAAGAAAUACGAAAGACUUAUGCUGCCAAUAUUACGAGUCUCCUCGCCGAAGAAUGUCACAUCGACCAAUCUAUCACGAGCCAUGCAGAAAGGUGCUUACAAUAAAAGGCGAUCACGAAAAAAGAGCAAAGAAAUAUCGACGACGUGUAUGUGUUCAAAACUCCCCAGUCUGACCGGCAUGCUCGGAAAAGGUAGCACAGCUGGCUAG
Molecule: messenger RNA, 1119 nt
Organism: Saccoglossus kowalevskii
Lineage: Eukaryota; Metazoa; Hemichordata; Enteropneusta; Harrimaniidae
Source: RefSeq, a predicted model, not a curated record